Molecule: messenger RNA, 1767 nt
Organism: Lodderomyces parapsilosis
Lineage: Eukaryota; Fungi; Ascomycota; Pichiomycetes; Serinales; Debaryomycetaceae
Exons: 1
Coding region: 1-1767 (588 amino acids)
Biological process (GO): transmembrane transport; carbohydrate transport
Cellular component (GO): membrane
Molecular function (GO): carbohydrate:proton symporter activity
Source: RefSeq, a predicted model, not a curated record
AUGGGUGAUUCCAAUGAUGAUGUCUACGAGAUCAAAGGGGAUGAUGUGAAGGUGAUUCGUGCCGCUUCAGUAUCAAGUGAACUUGAUGACAAGUCAACUGCCGCAGCUACUUCAACUGCUGAUGUCGAUGACUACAUUUCCAAGUUUUUGGAGAUGUCGGAAGAUGCUCGUGCUGAUGACCAAAGAGAAAAGACAAUGACUUUGAAGGAGGGGGUCAAAACGUUCCCCAAGGCUAUUGCUUGGUCAUUGAUUUUAUCAACGGCGUUGAUUAUGGAAGGGUACGAUACAAAUUUGUUGACGAGUUUUUAUGCUUAUCCUGGGUUUAGAAAGAAGUUCGGUGAUUAUUUUCCUGAUAUCAAUGAUUAUCAAGUGCCAGCAAGAUGGCAAACUGGAUUAUCUAUGGGUUACCAAUGUGGCCAAUUGAUCGGGUUAUGGUGGGCUGGUAUAUUCGCUGACAAGAUCGGGUACAGAAAGACAUUGAUGCCGGCAUUAGCGACUUCUAUCGGGUUAAUCUUUAUUCAGUUUUUUGCUCCAAAUCGUGAAGUAUUGCUUUUAUCUUAUAUCUUAUUGGGUAUCAAUUGGGGGUCUUAUCAAACAAUUACUGUGACCUAUGCAUCAGAAAUUGCACCGGCUAGUUUGCGAGUGUAUCUAACAACCUAUGUCAAUGUGUGUUGGGUUUUUGGUCAAUUGAUUUCUGCUGGGGUUAUCAAAGGCAUUUCGAACAUGAGUGAUCCUCAUGCUUAUCGUAUUGCUUAUGCUAUCCAAUGGAUUUGGCCAAUUCCAAUCUUGAUUGGUGUAUAUUUGGCCCCAGAGUCACCAUACUUCUUGGUCAAGAAGGGAAGAUUACAAGAAGCUAAACAUUCAUUGAUGAGGUUAUUGACUACUAAUUCCUAUUUACCAGAAAAGAGUUUAGUUGUCGAGAGUAUGGUUACCAAAAUUCAAUUGAUUGUUAGAGAAGAAGAUGCCACUAGCAAAGGGGCAACUUUCAAAGAAUGUUUUACUGGCAAAAAUUUCAGAAGAACAAGAAUCGCAGGAAUUACUUGGUUAUUUCAAAACAUUACUGGUUCAGCAUUGAUGGGUUACUCAACUUAUUUUUAUGAACAAGCAGGAUUGGAUCUUUCCAAUGCUUUCACGUUCUCCAUCAUUCAAUAUUGCCUUGGUAUCAUUGGUACAUUUGGCUCAUGGUUUUUGUCACAAAAGCUCGGUAGAUUCCCGAUUUUUUUCGGGGGAUUGUGCACACAAGCUGUUCUUCUUUUGGUUACUGGUGGGUUGGGCUGCGCUUCAUCCACUGGCGCUAGUUGGGGUAUUGGGUCCAUGUUGUUGGUUUACACAUUUGUCUAUGACUUAACUGUGGGUCCAAUGUGUUAUUGUAUUGUCCCCGAAAUGCCAUCAGCCAAAUUGAGACAAAAGACAGUCAUGUUGUCAAGAUUCCUUUAUAAUGUUUCCGGUAUUGUUGUUGGUAUUCUUUCCAGUUAUAUGUUGAAUCCAACUGAAUGGAACUGGAAAGCCAAGACGGGGUUCUUUUGGGCUGGAUUUGCCAUUUUUGCUGCCAUUUGGACUUGGUUUGAAUUACCAGAAACCAAAAAUAGAACUUUCGCUGAAUUGGAUAAAUUGUUUGAACAAGGUGUACCUGCUAGAAAAUUCAAACAUACUAUUCCAAAGACUUUUGAUGCUGGUGAAAUGAUGGAGAAAUUGGGUAAUAAUGGUAUCAAAAACAUUAUUAACGAAAGAGAGCAUAUUGAAUAUGCCGAUGAUGAGUCAAGAUAA